CCAAUCCCUCUAAUUUUCUCGCGCUCUUUCUUCUCUCUCUGUAAUUUUCAUCUCCCUCUUCUCUGCCGCAUGGUUUCUUCAGAUUUGCCCACACAUUUGAUUCUCAUUUGAAUACAGUAGCGCCAUGCCAAAGCCCUAGACAGAAGACAACUGCCUUUUCGGCUUUUGUUCAAGGUUCCGGUAAGUCGGUUUCUCUCGGCUCUCCUCUCCUCUUUCCGUCGAAUCUAUUUACCCCGUGCAAACCCUAACCCUAACCCUACUUCUCUUUCUUAAUUACGAAGGCCGACGUUUGCUUGUAGCGGCAGUGCCACUCCCAGCUUUGGCUUCGCGCCUUCGCCCUUCUUCGUUUUUGAUUUUUGAGUGGCUAUUCUACACUAUGGCUGAUCAUCGAAAGGUACCUCCGCAGUCGCAGGCUGGUGGUAAGGUUUCUGCCGCCGGGAUUCCUUACUCGAUUGAUUUGUCUAAAUUUAGCUCCCGUUUGAAAGCUCUGUACUCUCACUGGACGCAUAACAAAGGCGAUAUGUGGGCUUCCGCGGAUGCCCUAGCGAUUGCGACUCCACCGCCUUCCGAGGAUCUCCGGUACCUCAAGUCCUCGGCCCUCAACAUUUGGUUGUUGGGCUACGAGUUACCCGAGACUGUCAUGGUGUUCAUGAAGAAACAUAUACAUUUCCUGUGUAGCCAGAAGAAGUCAUCUCUCCUAGAGGUUGUGAAGAAACCAGCCAAGGAUGCAGUGGGUGCUGAUGUGAUGAUGCACGUCAAGAUGAAGAAUGACGAUGGGAGUUCGCUCAUGGAUUCUAUUUUUUCUGCUAUUCAUGCUGUCCGGAGUGGUGGUGAUUCUGGUCCUGUGGUUGGCAAUAUUGCAAGAGAGGCUCCGGAAGGGAAGCUUUUGGAGACUUGGUCUUAGAAAUUGGGAAACGAGAGUUUUCAGCUUGGGGACAUAACUGCUGGAUUAUCUGACCUCUUUGCUAUCAAGGACAACUACGAGCUCAUGUGUGUUAGGAAAGGCUGCUUAUUUAUCUGCCAGUGUGAUGAAGAAGGUCGUGUUUAGGGAUGGCAAUGAGUAGGGUCGGGUGCGGGUUUACCCUAUAUCAACUUCUAAUCCGUCGGGUAGAGCUUCCUAAAAUACCCGACCAAAUAACCACCGGGUAUGAAAAUGAUAUAACCAUAUCCUACCCACCGGGGUAACCACGGGUAUUCGGGUAACCAUGGGUACAAUUCAAAAAUAUGAACUUAUACACAUAUAUGCACAUACUGACAUACAUACUGUUGUCCGUUAAAAAUUCUCAAAAAUAUGAACUUAUACACAUAUAUGCACAUACUGACAUACAUACUAUUGUCCGUUAAAAAUUCUCAAUACUUAUAACUGUUAUAGCGUUAACAAUCCACACAAAUAAAAACAGCAAACACAUUUUAAUUGUUCUUGCUUCUACAAUCCACAAACAAAAACACAAUACAUCAUAUUUGUUUUAGCUUCAACAAUCCACACAUAAACAAAAACAGCAAAGACAAUAUUAGAACAAGACCACAUCAAAUGCUCACUACUUAACUUAUGCUUCAUGACAUCCAACAAGGCAUCAUUAGUAGAACAAUUAUCCAAGUUAAUUGUAGAUACUUUUGUGUCAAUAUCUUAAGCAAGUAAAGUUUCAAGAAGAGCUUGAGCAAGCACCUCACUUGUGUGUGGGCAAGGAAAAUCGACUGCUGGGUAGGGUUAGGGCUAGGAAAUUGACCAUUUGGUUAGCGGGGCGGGUAUAACAGGAUGGGUAAUAUCGAUUACCAUACCCGUACCCUACCCUUUAUUUUCAAACCGGGUAUUAUCCGUACCCGCUCUUAACCCGUCAAAGCGGAUACUUAUCCUCGUUGACCGGUUACGAUCGGGUAGGGUAUCUAUGGUUACGGGUUGGACAUCCCUAAUCGUGUUUCCCAAACUCGAGAAUGUAAUUGACGAGGAAAAUAAAGUGGCUCAUUCGACUCUUAUGGAUGAGACGGAGAAGGUUAUAUUGGAGCCUACAAAGGCUGGCGUGAAGUUUUUUUUUGACAAAAAAAAAAAAUGUUGAUAUUUUCUAUCCUCCAAUUUUUCAGAGUGGUGGAAUAUUUGAUCUUAGGCCAAGUGCUGUAGGUAAUGAUGACCUGCUGUACUACGACCCUGCUAGUGUAAUCAUAUGUGCCAUUGGAUCCCGCUAUAACAGUUACUGCUCAAAUGUUGUCAGGUCUUUCUUGAUUGAUGCCGGGUCUUUUCAAAACAAAGUAUAUGAGGUCCUUCUCAAGGCUCAUGAAGCUGCUAUCGGUGCCUUGAAACCUGGUAACCCAGUUAGUGCAGUAUAUGAGGCUGGCCGCUCCUUAGUUAAGUCUGUCUGAAGCUUCUGAGCUGGUCACACAUUUGACGAAAUCUGUUGGGACUAGAAUUGGUCUUGAAUUUCGUGUCUGGGUUGGCUUUAAAUGAAAGGAAUGAUCGGCU
Linum trigynum is the source of this 2455-nucleotide messenger RNA. The record is from the annotation of a GenBank genome assembly. Lineage: Eukaryota; Viridiplantae; Streptophyta; Magnoliopsida; Malpighiales; Linaceae.